Molecule: messenger RNA, 946 nt
Organism: Batrachochytrium dendrobatidis JAM81
Lineage: Eukaryota; Fungi; Chytridiomycota; Chytridiomycetes; Rhizophydiales
Exons: 2
Coding region: 116-820 (234 amino acids)
Biological process (GO): regulation of transcription by RNA polymerase II
Cellular component (GO): chromatin
Molecular function (GO): RNA polymerase II cis-regulatory region sequence-specific DNA binding; DNA-binding transcription factor activity, RNA polymerase II-specific
Source: RefSeq, a predicted model, not a curated record
CUCUUGUUACGUAAACCAGUGAUAUACAUUCGCAAUCGGCUCUGCAAACUAAAUUCCGCUUUUCAAACUUGUUGCCCGACUUUCUUUACUACACAAACCUAUUGUGCUAUACGUGAUGUCUAUAUCCAUCCCUUGCUCACCACAAGCUGAUUCUGCAGCACAUGCUAUUGAUCCAGCUUUUACAUAUGCCAACACAGACCACACACCUCUGUCAAGCAAAGCAAAACUGCUCGUGUCAAAAACAUCCAGGACGAGAAGACAAUCUGCACCAUCCAAUAAUAUCAAAUCCAGUACGGUUGUAACCACUACCAGUGGUGCAGUAUCAAAAUCAGAACGGCGGCAUAGAUGCUCAAUAUGUGUGUCUAGCUUUCACCGAAGUGAGCAUCUAGCGCGACACCAACUGACUCACACUGGUCGAAAACCUUUUAAUUGCCAGGGAUGCCAUCGAGGGUUUGCUCGUCUUGAUGCUCUGCAACGACAUCAAAAAAUGCAUAAAUCCACUCAAGCAUCCUCAUCUCCCCUUACAGAAUCUGCCGACUCUGCAUUAACUAACAUGACUUCUGGGACUCCGGUGUCCUUGCCACUUUCGCCGGUUUCCAACAGAUCCUCUUCACCGGCCCGUACACUUGGGGAAUUUACAAAUACUAUGCAUUCUGGAAUGUCCCUGCUGACACUGGCUAUUUGUGUCGCUGAUGCAUCCAUAGAUACUGUACAAUCCCACCAAAUGGCUGCACCUACAUAUUCACAUGCAUGUAAUACAUAUCCACCCGACCACUUUCCUGCUUGGUCUGUCUUGUCUAUUUCCAACCUACUAAACUGAUCAAGAGUGCUUUAGAUUGCAUUCCGUAAUCUCUUUUCAUAUCUCCAAUGCAUGAAUAGCUUCACAGCUGGUGGAAAGAGCAUGAGAAUGAAGGGAUAAAAUAAAAAAUUGCCAUCAAUCAUCACU